Molecule: messenger RNA, 1971 nt
Organism: Glycine soja
Lineage: Eukaryota; Viridiplantae; Streptophyta; Magnoliopsida; Fabales; Fabaceae
Product: allene oxide synthase 1, chloroplastic-like
Exons: 1
Coding region: 135-1694 (519 amino acids)
Biological process (GO): jasmonic acid biosynthetic process; sterol metabolic process
Cellular component (GO): chloroplast envelope; chloroplast thylakoid membrane
Molecular function (GO): heme binding; oxidoreductase activity, acting on paired donors, with incorporation or reduction of molecular oxygen; iron ion binding
Source: RefSeq, a predicted model, not a curated record
UCUUCAAUGGUCACCAUUCAGCUACAUAGUACAUACACACACACACACACACAAUUCAACUUUUUCUCUAUAAAUAAUACUAGUACCCCUUCACCCCUCCCAUUCCAUCAUCAUUCAACAAAGAAACACCCAAAAUGGCAUCCUCAGCCUCGACCACGCUGUCUUCUCCCUUCCUGCGACUAGAAUUCCCCUCCUCAACCAAACAACGCUCUUCAAUCUCCAUCAGAGCCUCGGUCUCCGAGAAACCCCCGCUACCGGCUGUGUCGGUGACCUCCCCGGAGCCCAGCAAGCUUCCGAUCCGCAAAAUCCCCGGCGACUGCGGGUUCCCGGUGAUCGGUCCCUUCAAGGACCGCCAAGACUAUUUCUACAAGCAAGGGCGCGACGAGUUCUUCAAGUCCCGCAUCCAAAAGUACCAGUCAACGGUCUUCCGCACCAACAUGCCCCCUGGCCCCUUCCUCGCCCCCGACCCAAACGUCGUCGUUCUCCUCGAUGCCAAAAGUUUCCCCGUCCUCUUCGACAACUCUAAGGUCGAGAAAAAAGACGUCUUCACUGGAACCUUCAUGCCUUCCACCGAACUCACCGGCGGUUACCGAGUCCUUUCUUACCUCGACCCCUCCGAACCCAAACACGCCCUCCUCAAACAACUCAUGUUCUUCCUCCUCAAAUCACGUCGCGCCCACGUCAUCUCUGAGUUCCACGCGUCCUACAAAGAACUCUUCCACGCCCUCGAAGCCAACCUCGCCGAAGCCGGCAAAGCCAGCUUCGGCGAUGCCAACGACCAAGCCGCCUUCAACUUUUUAUCACGCUCCCUCUUCAACUCCAACCCCGCCGAUACCAAACUGGGCCUCGACGGCCCAAAAAUCGUUCAGAAAUGGGUUCUCUUUCAGAUCGGCCCAAUUCUCCGAUUGGGCCUCCCUCAAUUCUUAGAAGAAUCCACCAUCCGAACCUUCCGUCUCCCGUUCUCUCUGAUAAAAAAAGAUUACCAGAGACUAUACGAUUUCUUCUACGAGUCUUCCGGUCUAGUAUUAGACGAAGCGGAGCGAUUGGGGAUCACGCGCGAUGAGGCUUGCCAUAAUCUGUUGUUCGCCACCUGCUUUAACUCCUUCGGCGGGAUGAAGCUUUUUUUCCCGAACGUGUUGAAGUGGAUCGGACGCGCCGGGGUGAAGCUCCACGCGCGGCUGGCGGAGGAGAUUCGCUCCGCCGUGAGAAGCGGCGGCGGGGAGAUCAGCAUGGCGGCGAUGGAGAAGAUGCCGCUGAUGAAAUCCGUGGUGUACGAGGCGUUCCGAAUCGACCCGCCGGUGGCGCUGCAGUUCGGGAGGGCGAAGAGAGACUUGAUCAUUGAGAGCCACGACCACGCGUUUCAGGUGAAGGAAGGGGAGAUGCUGUUCGGGUACCAACCAUUCGCGACGAAGGAUCCUAGGAUCUUCGAGAGGGCCGAGGAGUUUGUCGGGGACAGGUUCGUCGGGGAGGAAGGGGAGAAGCUCCUCAAGCACGUGCUGUGGUCCAAUGGGCCUGAGACUGAGUCUCCAACACUUGGGAACAAGCAAUGCGCCGGAAAAGACUUCGUCACCUUGGUUUCGAGGCUUUUCGUUGUGGAGUUCUUUCUUCGCUAUGAUUCCUUCGAGAUUCAAGUGGGAACUUCUCCCUUGGGUUCUUCCGUUACUAUUACUUCCCUAAAGAGAGCAAGCUUUUAGUUAGUUAGUUAAUUAAUUAAUUAAUUAAUAUUUGUUAUUAAUUUUGUUUUUGACCGGUUAGGAUGAUGAUAGUAUUAUUAUUAUUAUUAUUUUUUUAUCAUCGAGAAUGAUAGUAUGUGUUAAUUUAUAAGUUUAUUGUAUGGUUACAUUUUACAUAAAAUGUCUUGAUUUGAUUUGCUAGUUCUGAAACAUUCAACCGAAACACAGUUAAUCUGUAUAUUAGUCUGGUCUUUCAAGUUCUUAUCCAAGUGGUCUCCCCCUUGCUUCGUAAUGACAA